CCUGUUCACUAUUACCCGGCUUCUCACUCACUCUUCUCUUCGUCAAAUAUCUUCUUCAACAAUCACUUAACUGGGUAUUACCCAAAACAUUGCUUCUGCUUCCCUAUUUCUUCUUUCUCGAAAAAAGUUCACUCAGAAACCCUUAAACCCCUAAAUUCUCUCUCCCUCCGCACAACCCACUUCGCCGUUUCUAUACCCUUCAUCGUCAUCGUCAUCGUCAUCGUUAUCGCUACCAGCUUUAUAAUCAUGACUGUUAGAAGGAAGAGUAAAUUUUGCAAGGUGAAAUCCACUGAGGAAGUACACAAACGGACAAUGCACAUACCGACAGGCAAAUUAGUUGAGCAAGUUAAUGGAAGGAGGACUCGUCUUCAAUCAAAGUUAGGGUUUUUGGAAGAAGCUGUACAAAGAAAUACUAAAGAUAUGCCAACCGGGAAAAGGUCACGUCGAACAAUGGUAACAAGGAAGGACUCUUCUAAAAAGGAAACACCAAUAGCUCUCAUAGGCUCCUCUACGGCUGGUACUAGGAAGUCUAGUAGAAAAUCAUCUGUAGAUAAAAUACCAACACCUCCUCCUAUAGUCUCUACUGAAAAAUUGUCCAGAAAACCGUACAAAGCCUCCAUUAGUCCAAUAUUAGUUACACCAGCAGCCAAGCCUCAUAAAGAAGAAACACCAAUAGCUCACAGAUGCUCCCCUACGGCCGGUACUAGGAAGUCUCUUAGAAAAUCAUCUGUAGAUAAAGUACCAUCACCUCCUCCUAUAGUCUCUACUGAAAAAUUGUCCAAAAAACCCUACGAAGCCUCACCUUGUCCAAUAUUAGUUACACCAGCAGCCAAGAAUAGGGGAUCUCUUAAAAGAAUGGGAAGAGAGAAAAUUUCAGAAGCAAGCCCUUCAAAGAAACAGAGAUCAACCACACCACCACUUGAGUCGCCUGAGAAAUCACAAGAAGCCCCUAUAAAAGCAAAUCCUAACCCUGCAAUAUCAACAAGAAAAUCACAUCACCUACAGUCUUUAGAAGUAGAGAAUCUUGAAAACAUAACAACAGGUGAUCAUAACUUGGUGAUGGACAAAGAAGUACCUAAGGAAGUUGCAACCCCUGCUAAAGAAUCUACACAAAAGAAUACAAGAGGACCAACUAAAAUGAAGACUCUUGCAGUAGACAUUGACAGUCGUUUAGAAGUGAAGUUUAAUUCUACGGGUCAACCAAUUGGUGAGACAUCAGUGACUUUGUCUUCAUUUUUAGGACCAUUGGUGAGAGAAAUUGUACCUAUAACCAUACCUGAUUGGAGAAAGGUUACUAAAGAAUUGAAAGAUAUUUUAUGGAACUAUGUUCAGGCAAGAUAUAAGGUUGAUGAAGAUUGGCAAAAACGUUAUAUAAUUAGAAGUAUGGCAGAUCUAUGGAGAGCUUCAAAAUCAAGAUUGGUUGCUAAACUUCAAGAGGCACCAAAUGAAGAAGUGAGAUUAAAAUUACGACCUAAGAACAUCAAGUCUGCAGAUGAAUGGAAAACUUUUGUCAGGGAGAAAACCAGUUCUGAAUUUAAGGCUAAAAGUGAGAAAUUCAGAGAGAGACGGAAGAAUUAUGUUCCUCAUACUUGUAGCCGCAAAGGAUAUGCACGAUUGAUUGAUGAUUUGAUGAAUGAUAGUGCAAGCAAAGAAGUUCCUUCCAGGAUUGAUGUUUGGACGAAGGCACAUAAGAAGAAAAAUGGUGAACCUAUAAAUGCAGAUGUUGCUGAAACUUUUGAGUUGGUGGAAGAAUAUAAAAAAGAUACAAUUAUGUCUUCCGUUACUGGUGUUAACGAGGAUAUUCUUUCAAAAGUGAUUGGUCCUGAAAAGAACAGUUACGUGAGAGCUUAUGGAAGAGGAGUUACUCAAACAAAGUUGGCAAUUGGAUCAAUGAGAGAUGGUUAUAUGACUCAUUUAAAAGGUCAACGCAAAGAGUUGAAAGAGAAAAUGAUACAUAUGGAGCAUAUGAUUCAGUUAAAAGAUCAAUACAAAGAGUUAAAAGAACGAAUGACACAUAUGGAUCAACUAAUUCAUUCGUUAAUGAAAAAUCAGAAUCAAUCUGACCAGACUGUGGAGCAAUCACAUAUUCAAGUGUCUGGUGAUAUGAAUGCAAAGGUUAACACACAUGGUGAUAGAUGCAAGAUUUUAGAUUGGUGUGGAUCUGGCGAAACUAUUGCAGAUGGGCACUUCAUCUCAUCCGAUCCAAAGGAUCUCGUCCAUCAUAUUCCUCUCGGACCCAAUGCUAUGAAAGUGGGAAUAGAUUCUGUAAGACAACCCGGUGCAUUUUUGUGGAGGCCUACUCCAACCAUAACUUGUAUUGAAGAAGCUGUUGGUAAUACAAUUGCAUGGCCAGCUGAUAAAAUUAUAAUGAGCUGCAAAUCAACAAGAAAUCGAAAGAUUGAAGCAACAGAAGAAGGACAUGCAAAGAUGGUGGACGAUGGAUCAGACUAUAAUAAUGGACUCGACUGUUUACUUUCAGCUUGCUUUCAGAAUGGUUGAAUUCUUUCCAUGUCUUCUUGUUUUGGUUGUUGUGCACUUUCUGGUUAAGUGUAUUGGGUAGAAGAUUAUGGAAUAUCUCCUUUUGUAUCUUUGUACUAGUUUGGAUUAUCAGUUAAAAGUUUGUAUUUAAUCUUUUAGUUCUUUCAUAUAAUAUACUUAACUAGUUAACGCCAA
Humulus lupulus (European hop) is the source of this 2673-nucleotide messenger RNA. RefSeq lists its product as uncharacterized. Bases 247 to 2499 code for a protein of 750 amino acids. The transcript is spliced from 9 exons. The record is from RefSeq and is a predicted model, not a curated record. Lineage: Eukaryota; Viridiplantae; Streptophyta; Magnoliopsida; Rosales; Cannabaceae.